Molecule: messenger RNA, 3386 nt
Organism: Lagenorhynchus albirostris (white-beaked dolphin)
Lineage: Eukaryota; Metazoa; Chordata; Mammalia; Artiodactyla; Delphinidae
Gene: RUFY4
Product: RUN and FYVE domain containing 4
Exons: 13
Coding region: 832-2547 (571 amino acids)
Biological process (GO): positive regulation of macroautophagy
Source: RefSeq, a predicted model, not a curated record
AAGGAGAGAUAAUGAGGGAGAGACGGGGACACGGGGCACAGAGAGGGGGGACGCAGCCUCUGCACGCGGGAGACCAAGUCCCAGAGAAGGAGAGACAGACGGGCAGGCAGUCCCCGUGGUAGGACAGAGCCAGGCUUGGGUACCGCGUGCUCCAGUGUUUACAUGCGGUUCCUGGGGGGUUGUGAAACGGGUAGUCUUCGCAGAUGCCCGCUCCUCUGUUCUCUGCCCCCAAUACUAGCCCCUGGGAACCAACAGUGGAAAGACCCCAGCCACAAGGCGACAAAGCACAGCCAGGGUGGGAGGGCCACAGUCCGCCUGGGCAAGCCACCGGGCCCCUUCCUGGACAGAGCAUCUCACCAGUGCUUUCACUUUCAGCGGUGAGCCCCAGAACUGGGGGGAUGGCACUGGUGAUCAGCACUCACCGGGACCCCUCAGAAGAGAUGGGGCGGAGGAGGGAGACAUGAGGUGGGACCCUUGUCCUCCCCUCCACACCUGCACCGCACUCCAACCAAGUGACGGUAAAGGUGGGGCAGCCUCAUAGCCUCUUUGUGCCACCUGGUGGCGAUAAGGAAGAAAGACAAGAGCAAGUGACCGCGAUGAGAAGGGGAGAGAACUCGCAGAGCCACAAUUGCCACUACCUCCUCGCCUGCUGGGCUGGGCGUGAGUCACUUCCCGGGCAGCAAACUCUGGAAAAGGCUGUGCAGAGUAGUGCUCUGCUUUCCAUGCCCCAACCAGCCAGGCCUUCCCAGAAGGAGAGAGCUGGGCAGCUGAAGCCAGAAGCUCGUUCUUGGCCUCUAGACCCACAAGGAAUCACGUCCUUUUCAAAUACUCAUGGCAGAAGAAGGGGCUGUCUUCAAGAUGACCAGUGACCUGAAGGCUGUCAUCUCUGCCAUCCUCCAGGGCUAUGGGGGUGGGCAGCAGCCGGUGACAGACACCAGUGCUGAACUGCACAGACUCUGUGGCUGCCUGGAGCAAGUGCUGCAGUUUGACCAGAAAGAGCAGAAGAGCUUCCUGAGGCCUCGGAAGGAUUACUGGGACUUCCUCUGCACAGCCCUGUGGCGGCAGCGGGGCGACAUGGAGCCAGUCCACUUUGUCCACUCACAGGACAAGUUGAAGACCCCGCUGGGAAAAGGCCGAGCCUUCAUCCGCUUCUGUCUCGCCCGUGGACAGCUGGCCGAGUCCCUGCAGCUCUGCCUCCUGAACCCAGAGCUAACCAGGGAGUGGUAUGGCCCCCGGAGCCCUCUGCUGUGCCCUGAACUCCAGGAAGACAUCCUGGACUCCCUCUAUGCUCUCAACGAGGUGACCUUCGACUUGGACCUGCAACGGCCAGACUUGGAUGGAGCCUGGCCCAUGUUCUCAGAGUCCCGCUGCUCCAAUUCCAACUGGACCCCGGGAAGAAGACCCAGAAAGAUCAAAGAUUCCCCUAAGGAGAUCUCACCCACAUAUGGAGACCCCACAGGAGGCCACCCAGAGGAGCCACAUACCAGGCAAGCCAGUUCCCUGCGAGAUGCACCCAGGGAAGACAGGUUGGCUGGACUCCCCAGGUCCCAGCAACCCAAGCAUCAACCCCUCUUUUUGGAAAAGAAGAAAGAAGAUCCCAGGAGGCUUGGGCCUCCCCAGAGCAUGUGGGAACUAGAGGGGGAGGAGCUUCAGCAAAACCAGGAGAAAGGAGCUCCAAGGACGGGGAUGUGCCUGGAGAACUCAACACCUAGCAUCCAGGGACAGGGCAAGGGGGCCAAAGGGACUCUGAAGGAGGUGAUAGGGACAGAUACUGAGGGCAGGGGGGUUUUGCUGAGUGCAGAGGGCCAGAGAACAAUAGAUGGAACUUAUGAAGGGGAAGCAGAGAGGAGUCAUACCCAUAGGCUGCUGGCCUCCAGCCCCAAAGAGAUGAUAAGGGAUGCAAUGUCAGGGAGCCGUCAGGGCGGGAAAGUGCCCAGCAGCCCCAGGGAGUUCUGGGUCCUUCAGGGCCUGGAAACAAAGGAAGGCUCCACCACGGAGAAGCCCCAAGAGCAAAUAGGAGUGACCAAUGCAACCAGGAGAGAGGAACAAGCAGAGAUGGCCUUGCAGGAUGUGGUCAAGAGUCUCAGACAUGGGCUGCAGAAAACCAAGGAGCAGGCCCAGCACCAGGAACAGCUGCUGAAGGAGCAGGAAGGGGAGCUGAAGGCACUGCAGGAACAGCUCAACAGGUGUCAGGAAGAGAGGGCCCGGCUACAGGCGGAGCUGGAGCACAAGCAACAGGAGGCUGAAAGGAAGGGUGCCAUGUAUGAGGAGGAGCUUGGCGGGCAGCGGGACCUGGUCCAGGCCAUGAAGAGGCGGGUGCUGGAGCUGAUUCAAGAGAAGGAUAACCUGUGGCAGAAGGUCCAGCAUCUCUCUUCCUUGGCCCCUGGAUGCUGUGUUGUCUGUAACAAGAUCUUUGGUCGGCUGUCUCGGCGGUACCUGUGCAGGCUUUGCGGAGGCCUGGUUUGCCAUGCCUGCUCUGUGGAUUUUAAGAAGAAGGAGUGCCACUGCCCACCCUGCUCCCAGAGGAGAGAAGCCCAAGUCCUCUGACUGAGACCUACCCACCCCACCUGAUCGGCCGUCCCCUCGGCCCUUCCCAGCCCUCUUGUCUGACCAGUCCUGCUUUCUAGAAGUUGGCCAUCUAACGUGGACAGCACUUGAGUGGACAGACCGUGGUGUGGAGGAUGGAAGGAGCCGGGCUGGCAGUCAGGAAAGAGGUUCUAACCCUGCAUCUCCCACUGGGUGACUUUGGCAAAGCUGUCAGGCUUUUUCCAUAACAUGAGGGAGUGGGCACCACCCUCUCUAAAGUCCCUGCAGGCUCAAAGUCCUUGUCCAAGAAUAAGGCCCGGUGGCCCUGACGUUUCUCCUCUGCACUCCCUUCUCAGCCAGCCCAUCCUUCAUGAUACAUGGGAGCUUCCUGUCUGCUGUCUCCUUCGGAGGUCUGCUUUCAUUCUAAACAGCUUUCUUUAGGUACUAUUAAUGUAUAAUACACUUCACAUAAACCUGAUGAGUACAGUCUGAUGAGUUUUGCCUUUAAUAUACACCCUGAAGCCAUCACCAUAUUCAAAAUAAUAGACACACCCAUCAGCCCCGUUUCCUUGUGCCCUUUGUCAUCUCUCCCUCCCCCCACCUCUCCCCAUCCCCGGGCAGCCACUUACUUGCUUUCUGUCAUUAGAGACUAGUUUGCAUUUUCUAGAAUUUUGUAUAAAUGGAAUCAUACAGUAUAUACUCCUUAUUAUCUGCCCUCUUUCACUUGGCAUCAUUAUUUUAUCAUCCGUGUUGUAGCAUAUAUCAAGUUCCUUUUUACUGUUGAGUAGUAUUCCACUGCAUGGAUAUAUCCCAAUUUAUUUACACAUUCACCUGUUGUUGAUACUUGGGUUGUUUCUAAU